Molecule: messenger RNA, 2457 nt
Organism: Branchiostoma belcheri (Belcher's lancelet)
Lineage: Eukaryota; Metazoa; Chordata; Leptocardii; Amphioxiformes; Branchiostomatidae
Exons: 1
Coding region: 28-2457 (809 amino acids)
Cellular component (GO): plasma membrane
Molecular function (GO): protein binding
Source: RefSeq, a predicted model, not a curated record
GGUGGAGCACUGAAGAAAAACGCAGCCAUGUUGUUCUUGCUUCUCUUGGCAGCUGCUUGUGCAGCCUCAGGGAGCCCACAUAUGCAUGUUCCUCACUGUAAGAAAGGUGGAUGGCUAGAGUGUGUGCCUUGUACAGACAAGCCGGGAAUUUCUACGAUCAAAAUACGUGAAGCUGUAUGCGUCUUGUGUAAAGUCUUGAAUGGGGAUGUUGCCUCUGUAAGUCCUUUCCCCUUUCUUGCUUCAGCCAAUAAAGUGGCAAUAAGAGGGUAUCCCUUCCAUGUCCUGUCGGCCAGGAAACUGGCACCGCUCGAGCAUUCGAAGGUCCACAUUUUGGCUCUGAUAGACGCAAAGAUCACUGAUGUGGAGAAUAACACCUUCGCUGGGUUUUCCAGUCUGGAGAAACUGUCCUUAGAUUCUAACAGGUUAACAAGUGUCAAUCAAACCUGGUUCACUGGCUUGGAGAAUCUCUUGAUGUUGAUUUUGUCCAACAACAGCAUCAGGCAGAUAGAACCUGGGAGCUUCGCGGACUUCACCCGCCUACAGGUGUUGGAUCUAGAGAACAACCUGUUACAGGCUGUAGACCCUUCCUGGCGCAUUCGACUGAAAGUUGGUGUGAUCACGAUGAUUCUGAGAUCGAAUGCAAUCACUACCAUUUCCCCAGGGGCAUUCCAACACAUACAUCUGACCUCUUUAGACCUGGGGGAUAAUGACCUGUCAUGUUUGGAUGAAGAUGUGUUCCGGGGACAGUCUUCGCUAAAACAGCUCCAUGUCAGCAGUGGUAUGUUGUCGUCUGUCCAUGAUGCAACGCCACAUAAAAUGACGUGGAGCUUACAUCGGUUAGCCAAUGUUUUCAGAGGGUCUGUAACAAUGGUCGUUGUCGUGCCCAAGUUCCUCUUCUGUGUCAGACACAAUACUAAUGGAGUGUCCUUUGGUUGGAUGUUUGAUUCGUCGGACAAUGUGGCUGGUAACACCGAAUUUGGAGCGGUCAAUCCCGGCAUGUCAUGUGGUGAUUUGGACAGUUCUCUGAGGACGAUCUCCAUUAAGGCUCCUGUAGUUGUCCUGGCUACUGACGGCACAGAAAAAAUGGAUCCCAACACGCUAGAGCAAUGCAGGCAGGUUUGGGAAUACGGUGGGGGCGUCGCAGUGAACCUAGACCUGAUGGGAAACUCACUCUUCCGACUGGUUUCCAUGGCAACAGAGAGUACAGGCUUUGAAGGUGUUGCCAUGUCGCUUGUUCAGACACAAGACACGAACACACGCACCACCACAGAGUCUGACACGUACACCAUCCACACAAACGCCACCAACGACAACACAAGGAACAUCAGCUGCAUCCGCAUCACCAGAGGUGAACACACAAAGUUGUUCUUCACCGUUCCCCCGGUCCAGCGUCACACACACACAACACAGGCCUCUUACAGAACCGGUACUACCAUCUCCGGUAGCCCCACACACUACUCUGAAACUACAGAGAAAGACCACACAUCUCCAGAACAGAGGAACUACAUGUACUCCACACUUCAGGUCAUGAGCACCACACAUGGGCAAGAUCUAGAGGUUCAGGCACCAGGUCAUGUUGUCAUCCCAGUCGUUGUCUCGGCAGUGAUCUUUCUAGUCCUGCCGCCCCUUGUAGUGUUGGUGUGGAAGGUUUGCGCAGCAAGGUUAAAAGCUGAGGAUGACAGGACCAGCGACGAUGCGCACAUUUGGACCAUCCCGUCUUGCGUUACUUUCCCCGGCUUGCUGAGGUCCGCUUCCCUCCCUGCGUGUUCAGGUAAAAAGAUGGCGUCGGAUGACACAGGCUCCUGUAGGUCAUUGCCGGCUGUUCUACAGUCCAUCGAACUCACCUACAGUCAGAUCCCAGAUCACUUGGCGGUUGCGCAGCGCCCCCUGCCUGCCCUCCCGAGCACAUGCUGGGAGAUCCCAAAUCACGGAACUGCUGCACAACACCCCCUGCCCGUCUCACACCAUACCUACAUUGAGACCCCAGAUGAUGAGAGCGGACCUAUGCCUCUCUAUGCUGAUGCAGAGUUUUCGCUUCAUGUCAUCACAAACAGGCGGGACAAUGGCACUACUUCCAGCAGGUGUCGGUCUGGACGAGCCAUUGCCACAUAUGGAUCCACUGGACAGACCGAAGGCCAGCGUAAUCCUUUCUACAGAAACGCCUCCGGGGUCGCAGAUAUCAGGACCCGAAGAGAGUUUAGGGCAGCUUUGGUAUCCCAGCCUGCUCUCCGGGGUGUGAGUCACUACGCCAAGGUCACAGGUGCAAUCCUCUACUGUAACACACCACAGCGUGCGUCCCUCCCCACCGUCACACCACCUAACACCUACUGGCCAUGGGAGAUCCCAGGGGAGGGAACAUAUAACACACCACGGCGUGCUUCCCUCCCCACCGUCACACUACCUAACACCUACUGGCCAUGGGAGAUCCCAGGGGAGGGGAUACGGAACACACCAUAG